Ilex paraguariensis (yerba mate) is the source of this 336-nucleotide messenger RNA. The record is from the annotation of a GenBank genome assembly. NCBI's taxonomy places the organism in Eukaryota, Viridiplantae, Streptophyta, Magnoliopsida, Aquifoliales, Aquifoliaceae.
AUGGGAAGAAGGAUCUUGAAUGACGCACUGAGGACAAUCGUGAAUGCUGAAAAAAGAGGAUUUGCCACCGCUCAACUUCAACCCAUUUCCAAUGUCAUGGCGGCAUUUCUCAAAAUCAUGAAAUAUCGAGGGUAUGUCAAAGAUUUCCAGGUACAUGAUUCUCACAGAGUAGGAAAGAUUACUGUCCAACUGCAGGGCAGGGUCAAUGAUUGUCGGGCUAUCACAUACAGACAAGACAUCCAGUCUAAAAGCAUUGAGGAUUAUAGAUUACGCACACUUCCAACACGUCAGAUGUUGCAAGAUUGGGUUGAAGCUGAGUUGCAUCCAUUCAAGUGA